UGGUUGUGGAAUCAACCACCAGGGACAGUGCGACGUACAGUGCACGGCUUUGUACACUGUAUACGCGGUUGCCACCAUCCGGCGCGUAAGGUACUGGUUGCGACAAGCUCUCGACUCGCGGGCCUAAACAGGGCCCCCGGACGAUACAGCAUAUCCUCCCCCACGGCCAUCGACUCUACUCGACGACGAGCAAACGCCGAACGUGUACCGCACAUGCACAGGUCACGACGUCAUACCGCCAUAUAAGCGCGCAUUCCGCAUCGGGCUGAGCACGGCGCCCAGCUUCCUGAGCUCGGCCGCACCUAGCGCCAUGACGCUGAGCGCUCAAGAGGUCGCCCAGCUCCGGGUCGCUCUGCAGGAUGCCGUCGUCAAGUGCUCAGAAAGGUGUCUCUAUCAGUCUUCCAAAUGGGCAGCCGAGCUCCUCAAUGCCCUUCCCGAAUCCGACGACACCGACCGAGACGUCGAUCUGACCGACAGCAAACACACAUCCCCGAUAUUCACGCCGAAUCCAGACCCGGAAGAGGCCGCGCUGGAAGCGAAAGAGCUGAGCAAAUACCUGCUUGCCAAGAGCUUCUUCGAUUGCAAGGAGUACGACCGAUGCGCCGCCGUCUUCCUGCCCGAGUCGCUCCUCGCGACGGUCCUCGCUUCGCAUUCCGACUCCGCCGGCACGUCGGCGCAAAAGGGCAAGGGCAAGGCCAAAGCUACAGAAGAGCGGCCGUCGCAUACAGGCCCUCUGCCAAGAAUCAGCCAGAAGAGCCUCUUCCUCGCCCUGUACGCCAAGUUCUUGUCCGGAGAGAAGCGCAGGAAUGAAGAGUCGGAGAUGGUCAUGGGUCCGCAGGAUCUUGGUACCGUGGUCAACAAGCAAUUGCUACUUGUCGGCCGCUAUCUCGCCGCGUGGUUUGAUGAGAGGACUACAGACGAUGACGAGGCCAUGGGCAGCCAAGGCUGGCUCGAGUACUUAUACGGCAUGGUCCUUGCCAAGGAGAGAAACGACUCUAAAGCCAUGGAGUUUUUGAUCCGGAGCGUGCACAAGUAUCCGAUGAACUGGGGCUGCUGGCUGGAGAUGACGUCGCUCAUUUCCAGAGUUGAAGAGUUGAAUCGGAUAUCGAGGCACUGCCCGCAGAACAUCGUAUCCUUCAUGUUUCACCUUCACACGUCACUCGAGCUUUACCAGCAGUCUGCCAGUCUUGCCAAUAACCUCGAACAACUCCUCGCCAUCUUCCCCACCUCCUCAUUCCUCCUCACUUGCAAUGCGCUGCUCGCAUAUCACGCCAAGGACCUCAUGGCCGCUGAGCAGCAUUUCAGUCGAUUACUCGCUCUGCAUCCCCACAGGCUCGACUCGCUCGACCACUACUCCAAUAUCCUCUACGUUUUGAAUCUGCGGCCGAAGCUAGCAUUCGUUGCGCAUUUAUGCUCCAGCGUGGACAAGUUUCGCCCAGAGUCGUGCGUAGUCAUCGGAAACUACUAUUCAUUGCUGUCUAUGCACGAAAAGGCAGUACAAUACUUCCGCCGCGCGUUGACUCUGGACAGGUCCUGCCUAUCAGCCUGGACACUCAUGGGCCACGAGUACGUCGAGCUUAAAAACACCCACGCCGCCAUUGAAUCAUAUAGGCGAGCGGUGGAUGUCAAUCGUCGGGACUACCGUGCAUGGUACGGCCUCGGGCAGACGUACGAAAUGCUCGAGAUGCAUACAUACUCGCUAUGGUACUACAAGAAGGCGGCUGGUCUCCGCCCCUGGGAUGGCAAGAUGUGGCUCGCCGUCGGCUCCUGUCUGCAAAAGAUGGGUCGGGACCGCGACGGAAUCAAGGCCCUCAAACGCGCCCUGCUCGCCGACGCAUACUACGACGUCGGGAGCAGUUUCGGCAGUGGCGGCGACCUCCUCGGCGCCCGUGGGGCUACCGGCCACAUGGACCCCGAGAUUCUGCUGCAGAUUGCCGCCAUGUACGACCAGUUGGACGAGGAGGAGGAAGCAAAGGCGUACAUGGAGCUAUGCGUGGCGCAGGAGGAUGGCGGCGCCGCGGCCGCGGCCGUGGACAUCAACCUGGACGAGUCGGUCAUGAUACACAACGACUCGCCACCGGGCUCGGACAACGGCCAGGAGCGCGACGACAAUGCCGCGGCGACGGAGGGCACCGGCGUCACGGCAGCGACGAGCAAGGCCCGCAUGUGGCUGGCCAGGUUCGCCAUGCGCACCGGCGACUACACGACGGCGGGCCGCCUUGCCACGGAGCUUUGCCAGGACGGCGUCGAGGUCGAGGAGGCCAAGGCCUUGGUACGAGAGAUCAGGUCGAUACUGGAAUCUGCAGGCGGUGGCUAUCAUGCCGUGGGUUAGAGACCACCUGGCUUCAAAUAGCAGCACAUGAUGGGCAGCAAGUCUUCUCACAUGCUCACGCGCUCAACGAAGUCGAUGACACUUGCAAUCAAAACAGUCCUAGGCAUCGAAGUUCAAUUAAUACCUAAAGAGACACUUUUCCCUUCCUGUCC
Molecule: messenger RNA, 2484 nt
Organism: Purpureocillium takamizusanense
Lineage: Eukaryota; Fungi; Ascomycota; Sordariomycetes; Hypocreales; Ophiocordycipitaceae
Gene: cut23
Product: Anaphase-promoting complex subunit 8
Exons: 4
Coding region: 311-2332 (673 amino acids)
Biological process (GO): cell division
Cellular component (GO): anaphase-promoting complex
Molecular function (GO): protein binding
Source: RefSeq, a predicted model, not a curated record